AUGUCUUCUCUCCAACAAACUUUCUCUUCCAAAUCUAGUUCGGACUUCAACGAGUUCCAAUGGGUUAUUCAAAUCCGAAAAACACUCGAGGAAGAGCUCGACGAUGAUGGCGAAAUCCCGGUUUCGGUUUUCAAUGUCCCGAAAACCCUUUUGGCCAGUGAUCCUCAUUCCUACACCCCACAAGAAGUUGCAAUUGGUCCUUACCAUUAUUUGCGUACGGAGCUCUACGAGAUGGAGAGGUACAAAGUGGCUGCAGCUAAACGAACACAAAAGAAUCUCCAGUGCCUUAAGUUCCAAAAUGUUGUUGACCAAUUGAUAAAGUUUGAGCCGUGGAUUCGUGCUUGCUACCACAAGUACCUGGAUUUCAAUGGUGAGACUCUAGGGUGGAUGAUGGCGAUUGAUGCAUCGUUCGUGCUAGAAAUGCUCCAAGUCUAUGGAGCCAAAGAAGGGAAGAUUUUGACAAGAGUUUCCUCAAAGAUGUCGCGCUUGGUUGACUAUUCAGGCAGGAACUCAGCACACCAUGCAAUUCUAAGGGACUUGGUAAUGCUCGAGAACCAAAUCCCACUAUUUGUGUCGAGAAAAAUGUUGGAGUUUCAAUUCCCAUCGUUGGAAACCGCCGACGAGAUGCUGCUUUCGAUGUUGAUGGGAUUGUGCAAAGAGCUUUCACCCUUCAAGAUGAAGGAUGACGACCUGCCGAAGAUCAAAGUAUCAGAAUGUGCUCACUUGCUAGACUUUUUGUACCAAAUGAUCACCCCCAAACUAGAACGCCGGCCUUCUGAAAUUGUAGAAGCUGAGGAUCAAGGUGAAGCCGCAGACGAAGACAAGGAGUCAAAAUCUACGAAGAGCCCGAAUUACGUUAAACAAUUUCUUAAGGAAGUAUGGAAGCUGCUGUGGAAACUAAACAAAGGGCCGGUACGUCUCCUUAAAAAAAUAUUUGUAUCCCGACCUAUUAAAGUGAUAUUUAAAUUGCCUUGGACAAUCCUCUCCAGCCUUCCUGGAUUUGCACUUUUGAAACAACCUUCUGCUUAUUUAUUCUCCUCCCAAGACAAAGAAGAAAUCAAACCCGAAAAUGAGAGUUCCGUCAACAUACCGCCAUUGGUAGAGGAGAUUACAAUCCCUUCUGUGUCUUGUCUUAUGGAAUCUGGGGUCCGUUUCGUGCCAACAAAGGGUAGCAUUUCAUCCAUCUCCUUUGAUCCUAAAACGGUCACACUUUACCUCCCCGUAACUAGCUUAGAUGUGAACGCAGAGGUGAUCCUGAGAAACUUAGUAGCUUAUGAAGCAUCAAAUGCAUCAGGGCAGUUGGUUUUUACGCGCUACACGGAAAUGAUGAACGGGAUUAUAGACACGGAGGAGGACGCAAAGCUGCUUAGAGAUAAAGGUAUAAUUCUGAACCGUUUGAAGAGUGAUGAAGAAGUGGCCAAUCUGUUUAGUGGUAUGAGCAAGUCGAUUCGGUUGACGAAAGUGCCAUUCUUGGACCAGGCGAUUGACGAUGUGAACAAGUAUUACAACGGUAGAUGGAAGGUUAAAAUGGCAAAAAUGUUCAAGGUUUAUGUGGUUGGUUGCUGGCCAAUUCUUUCUUUGUUGGCUGCCGUUUUUCUCUUGCUAUUGAUGACAUUGCAAGCGGUUUGCUCAGUUUAUAGCUGCGGUCGCACAUUUGGCAUCAACACAACCACUACUACUUAG
Malus domestica (apple) is the source of this 1683-nucleotide messenger RNA. RefSeq names its product putative UPF0481 protein At3g02645. The record is from RefSeq and is a predicted model, not a curated record. NCBI's taxonomy places the organism in Eukaryota, Viridiplantae, Streptophyta, Magnoliopsida, Rosales, Rosaceae.